ACCCUAUCCAUGUGCAUACCAGAGACAAGAAAAAAACAACAGAUUCUUGUGAAAGUGAAAGACAUUUUAGGAUCAUUGGAUUCAGGUCUCCAUCCGAUGAGCAGAUGAGUUUUGACAACAUUUCUCGCACUCUGGUUUUGCUGUAAACUGGGGGGCGCGGGUACGCGCUCAAGGGGGACGGAGCGCGCAGCCCUGGGAUCAAGUUACAGUCCCAGUCCCAGACUUUUCAAGGCAACAUUUUUUUCCUCCAUCACAAAAGUGGGGGAUGGUGAACGCUAUUUGGUUUCUUCACAUUUUUAGAGUAGGGAAAAACGGAGCUGAGCUAAACUUUGCGCAGGAGCUUAAAAAGAAACAUUUGUUUACUACUUUUACUCACCGCAUUUGUAUGAUGACGAGAUUUUCAGUAGUAUGUGAGCGAGAAAAGAGGCAUAAAAAACUUUGGAAUCGGACGAAAAGACAUUUCUUUUAAUGGGGGAAAUGUCGAAUCAGGAAUAUAGCAAAUAUCCACACUUUGGCUUUGUUUGAAACCUUCAAGCGCAUCGCGCACGAGUGGAGAACGAGAGUUUAUUUGGAAACAUUUGAUGAAACAUCGCUACAUUGUUGCGUCUCCAAGAUGUCCUCCAAGCGCCUCUGCUCCAUUGUUGGAGGCUUUUGGAUGCUUUGGAUAUGGGCAGCCACCUCUAUGGUCGCUCGGGCGGUCAUCUUGCACCCAAAUGAAACGGUAUUCAACGACUUUUGUAAGAAAUCGACAACUUGCGAAGUGCUAAAAUACAAUACGUGCCUAGGUUCCCCUUUGCCGUACACACACACUUCUCUGAUUCUGGCUGAAGACUCAGAAACUCAGGAGGAAGCCUUGGAGAAACUGGCCAUGUGGUCUGGGUUGAGAAAUGCUCCUCGCUGUUGGGCCGUCAUUCAGCCAUUGCUGUGUGCUGUUUACAUGCCAAAGUGUGAGAAUGGAAAGGUCGAACUGCCCAGCCAACACCUGUGCCAAGCUACACGCAAACCUUGCAGUAUUGUGGAGCGGGAGCGGGGCUGGCCCAACUUUCUCAAGUGUGAAAACAAGGAGCAGUUCCCUAAGGGUUGCCAGAAUGAAGUCCAGAAGAUCAAAUUCAACACAUCAGGACAGUGUGAGGCUCCCCUUGUCAAAACUGACAUCCAGGCAAGUUGGUACAAGGACGUGGAAGGCUGUGGGAUCCAGUGCAACAAUCCCCUGUUCACGGAAGACGAGCACUCUGACAUGCAUAGCUACAUCGCCAUCUUCGGCUCCAUCACUCUCCUGUGUACCUUCUUCACACUGGCCACAUUUCUCGCAGACUGGAAGAAUUCCAACCGCUACCCCGCUGUGAUCCUCUUUUACGUCAACGCGUGUUUCUUUAUCGGAAGUAUUGGAUGGCUCGCUCAGUUCAUGGAUGGAGCCCGCAAGGAGAUUGUGUGCAAAAGCGACGACACUAUGCGGCUUGGAGAGCCAUCGUCCACCGAGACGCUGUCAUGUGUGAUUAUCUUUGUCAUUGUGUAUUACUCUCUUAUGUCUGGGGUCAUUUGGUUCGUUAUGCUGACUUAUGCCUGGCACACAUCAUUCAAAGCCCUGGGCACCACCCAUCAGCCUCUGUCUGGAAAAACUUCCUAUUUCCAUCUGGUCACAUGGUCUAUUCCUUUCAUAUUGACAGUUGCUAUACUGGCCAUUGCAGAGGUGGAUGGAGAUUCAGUUAGCGGCAUUUGCUUCGUCGGCUAUAAGAACUAUAGAUACCGUGCAGGGUUUGUUCUGGCUCCUAUCGGGGUGGUCCUUGUCGUUGGCGGCUAUUUCCUGAUACGAGGGGUUAUGACAUUGUUUUCCAUUAAGAGUAACCACCCGGGGCUACUCAGUGAAAAAGCUGCUAGUAAAAUCAAUGAAACCAUGCUGAGGCUUGGUAUAUUUGGAUUCUUAGCCUUUGGUUUUGUUUUCAUCACUUUCGGCUGCCAUUUCUACGACUUUUUCAACCAAGCUGAGUGGGAAAAAAGCUUCAGGGAAUAUGUACUAUGUGAGGCUAAUGUCACCAUAGCUCACCAGACCAACAAGCCAAUCCCAGAGUGUGCCAUCAAGAACAGGCCAAGUCUUCUGGUUGAGAAGAUCAACCUUUUCUCAAUGUUCGGCACAGGCAUUGCAAUGAGCACGUGGGUUUGGACGAAGGCAACAAUCCUUAUCUGGAAACGUACCUGGUUCAGAAUCAUUGGACGAAGCGAUGAUGAGCCGAAACGCAUUAAGAAGAGUAAAAUGAUUGCCAAGGCAUUCUCAAAGCGAAAAGAACUGCAGAAGGAUCCGGAGAAAGAGCUGUCCUUCAGCAUGCACACCGUUUCUCAUGAGGGACCUGUGGCGGGUAUCAACUUUGACCUGAAUGAACCAUCAAUGGAAAUGUCUUCUGCAUGGGCCCAACAUGUGACCAAGAUGGUGGCUAGAAGAGGGGCAAUUUUACCGCAGGAUAUCUCAGUGACACCCACCGGAACGCCUGUUCCCCCUCCAGAGGAAAGGAACAAACUUUGGAUGGUUGAAGCAGAAAUUUCUCCUGAAAUGAUGAAAAGAAAGAAGAAGAAGAAAAAAAGGAGAAAGGAAAUACGGCCAAUGGGUCCUGCAGCAGAUGAAGGGAAUCCUGCCUUCCACCGGAGGGAGUUUGGCUCCAGUGCAGUGCCGCGCCUCCCAAAACUUCCCGGUCAUCGGAGUCUGGUGGCAAACCUGUGGGAGCAACAGCGACAGCAGCAGGAGGAACAGGAUAUGCUACCUGGAGCCUUCCCAGAAUUCAGGCCUUCAUGUCCAAUUCCUUAUCAGGAGAGGUAUGGUGGGUUGGGAUACUUGCGCAAUAAACCCUCCGGCCUCCCCCUUGCCAAUCCCCUGACGCUAAGAGAUAGUGUGCAAGAUGACUUGGGUCGCUUCCAGCAAUCAUCAUGGCAACCUAAUGGAGUUUUCCGGCACUAUGGACAGGAGGCUUCUGUGAUGGAUGCUGGCAGGACUGCCGUUGUUCCACGGGCAGAUGGUAGGAGGGGUGUACCAAUACACUCCAGAACCAAUUUAAUGGAGGCUGAGCUGUUAGAUGCUGACUCAGAUUUUUAAGUCUUGGAGUUGUUGGUGCUUAUUUUGUGGAUAAAAGCGAAAGGUGCUGGAUACUCAUGCCAAACAAUGAACCUGGAGCAGGAGUGGGUUUGAAUUGCUGAGUCGGCUCCGUUUUUCUAAAAGAUGCUUUUUUUAUGCAACCCUCAUGAUAUUAUGAAUUUGAACUGGAUUUAUGAAACAUUAUUAAAAAGUCAUAAAGACAUUUGUGCCUUCAGCAUGGAUUUUGUAACAUCCCGCUUGUGAUUCUGCACUGUUUUAUGGUGGCAAUUCAUAUUGUUCAGUUUGCCAAGUGGGCUAAUAUGUUUGGAAACAGGUUGGGGCUUCAUUCAAGAAUGCUUUAAAUUCAGAUCUUGGCUUCAAGGGGAAGUGUGUAAUUCCUGCAGCACUGGCGUCACCAAAUGGAAUCACAGAAAUAAUGACUCUUUGCAAACAGGUUAAUCUGUCAGUGGUUACUUAAACAGAUAGCCUCACUCAGAACACACGCCAUUGGUUGAGCCAGUGUUGCUCAUGUUCAAAAAAGGACAAUUUUCAGAUCUCUUGUCCUGUAGGUGACAAUGUAACUAAAUUUGGCAUACGGCCUCUCAUCUAAUGCUGGCUCGACACUGCUGACUUUGCUUUAGCGUAACAUUUGAGUGGAGGCAAAAAUAAAAAUUCUGUUCAGUCAUUGCUGUGUCACUCCAGUGAUCAUCUGAUCCGAUUUUGGUAAAAAGAACCAAACCGGUUUCCCCGUCUACUCCAUUGGUUGAGCCAAUGUUGCUGUGUCAGCGUGUUCAAACAGAUAUACAGUGUUUACACACUUUUUGGGGGAAGCAGUGUACAAAUGGCUUAUUUAAAGUUUUCCCCACAUAUUACACUGAGAUUGGAAUUGCAAGUAUUUUUAACACCAAGCAACACAUUGGUCUGGAAAAAAAAUAAAAAAUAAAAAAACAGUCUAUUGUAUUUGAUGAAAGCCUCACAGUUGGAAGAAAAGGAACUGACAAAAGUUCUAUUUCUUCAGAAAAAGAGAAUUUAUUCAUAGCUAUUAUUGUUACUUUUUGUUUUGGAAAGAUUGCCUGGUGCAAUUACAAACAAGUCCACCUCUCUCACUCAAAGAGUAAGAGAAAAUAAAGGGCAUUGUUUUUGUUCGUUUAAAAGUGUUUUUAAAAUUGUAGCUCAAAAUGCCAAUGGUUAUGUAAGAUUCUGUUUCCAUUGACAAUUAUUUCUGUACAGUGCUAUUACAAAAACAAAAACUAUUUUUGUAUUUUCGAUUGUUUUUUCUUCCACCAGUUUUAUUUUAUAUUAUUUCAAACUGUACAUACGUUAGAUCACACUUUUGUUUCCUGGAGUGAUUUUGCUUCAUACACAUACAGAUUUGUUUCUCUGUGUGCAUUUUGUUUGAGAUGUUAAGCUUAUUGGCGCUUUUUCUAUUUUAUCUUUUUUGUCUAGAUCGUUGUUAAUAUCAGUGGAAAUAUUAACAAAAAAACGCAGCUGUGCAGCAUUUUUUCUGACAAUUUGAAGUUGUCCUUCAAGAAUGUAUUUUAAGAAAAAGUGUUUAAUGAAGAUGCCUGUGCUCUGUGACUGCGAUGAUAUGUUUUUCCCCAUCACUGUUGCCGUUAUUCCCUCAGAAGAGCCAGUCCGUCCUCAUCAUUAAUCUUUUAUGUCAGUAUUUUCAUGCCUUUGUGUGUAUCUUUGCUGUUUUCUGCCAGAGUUUCAUUCUAUUGUAUAUAUUUUUAAUAUUGACACACCAUUAAUGAAUAAAAUAUACUGAAAUUGAGUAAAACAAAAGGAUUCAGAUUAUAAAAUGUUGAAUGCUUCAAGAUUAUUUUCAUUAUACACCUGAAAAAGGAAAUUGUGUUUAGUAUGAUUUAAUAAAUUUCAUGUCACUGUGAGUAUAUUUUUUUAUUUUGCAGAUAAAUGGUGCAUCUCUACUCCACAAUACAAAAGACUAUUUAGUAGUACAUAAAGAAAGAUCUUUCUCUCAUUGUUGUACCUGUACUCACAGAUACUUAUGAAGAGUAUAGGCUAAAGCUGAAUAAUAAUAACCUUCAAUCAGCUGAUAGCUGGCAGUGUUUUGCAAGAGUGGUCAUAUUUGUACAUAGUUUAUAUACAAAUAAACACAAAAAAUAUUUAA
This is a messenger RNA of Megalobrama amblycephala (Wuchang bream), 5192 nucleotides long. RefSeq names its product smoothened, frizzled class receptor (gene smo). Gene Ontology annotation, biological process: positive regulation of smoothened signaling pathway; central nervous system development; smoothened signaling pathway. The transcript has 12 exons. Bases 614 to 3082 code for a protein of 822 amino acids. Gene Ontology annotation, molecular function: transmembrane signaling receptor activity; patched binding. Gene Ontology annotation, cellular component: dendrite; plasma membrane; cilium. The record is from RefSeq and is a predicted model, not a curated record. Lineage: Eukaryota; Metazoa; Chordata; Actinopteri; Cypriniformes; Xenocyprididae.